This is a messenger RNA of Paralichthys olivaceus (Japanese flounder), 5190 nucleotides long. The record is from RefSeq and is a predicted model, not a curated record. NCBI's taxonomy places the organism in Eukaryota, Metazoa, Chordata, Actinopteri, Pleuronectiformes, Paralichthyidae.
AUUUGGCAGUCGCUGGCUCUAGGCACUAGAGGAGCAUCAAGCACUGCACUAGCACACUGCUGGAAGGAUCUAUUACAUUGCAAAUAAAGUUUGACCAGACUACAGCCUGACAGGGGACAGAGCUGAGAGCACUGAGGACUGUGAGCAGAGCCUUGUGAAUCAACAGAGCUCCAGAAGACGGAAAGAUGUGGAAGAGGUCAAAGGUGACCGAUCAGACUGCCGCUGGGCAGGCAGGCAUCAAGAAGAAGUCCAAAGUGCCCGGCGUCAUGAUAACUCAGUUUAAGGAGGAACUUCCAGAGGGAAUGUCAACUCCAGAUUUCACCCGCAAACCCAUCGCUCUGACUAUUCAAGAGGGUAAACUUGCAGUCUUUAAAGCCAAAAUAGUGGGAACUCCAACACCUAAAGUGACAUGGAGCAGAGCAAACGGAGAAAUCACUUAUCACCCUGAUGUGUGCCAGCAAAAGUAUGAUGAGGCAUCUCUUGAACAUACGAUUGAGUUUCCAAAAGUCGCAGCAGAGGAUGCCGACACCUACAAGUGUUUUGCAACUAAUGAACAUGGAAGAGCUGUUUGCACUGUUGUCUUAAAUGUUAUUUCAGUUGGAUUCUCCAAGACCAAGGAACUUAAAAUGACACAAGAAAAAGACAUAACCGACUUGAGAAAAAGCCUUAAAAAACGUAAUACUGACGGAACACGUGAAAUGAAGAAAAUGGAACCAGAGGAGAAGGUCUGGGAAAUUCUGCUUAGUGCAGACAAGAAAGACUAUGAGCAGAUCUGCAUCGACCACGGCAUCACAGACUUCCGAGGAAUGCUGAAGAAACUCAAUGAAUUGAAGCGAGAGAGGGAGGAGGAGAUAGCAGCGUUUGUGACACAAAUUAGUUCACUCAAACAUAUUGAGGUCAAUGACAACGACUGUGCAACAAUUGAGUUGGACAUGGACCUCAAGGAUCCUUCCAGCAAACUGUUCCUGUAUAAGGAUGGCAUCAUGGUUCCUUUCUCCAUCGAAGAAAACGAUGAAGUGAAGCACAGUUUGAAACAAGUGGGCAAGAAAUAUGUAUUCAGAAUUAAAGGGUUAGGUGCAGAAGAUGCUGGACUCUACUCGGUGGACGUGGGGGGCAUCAAUGUAUUUUCCACAGACUUUAAAGUACCUGAAGUUGACUUUGCUGUGAAAAUACAAGAGGUCAAGGCAGAAGAACGAGAGGACGCCCUUUUUCAAUGUGUCCUGACUGCACCCAUGAACGACAUCAUGUGGUAUGGUAAAAGCGCCCCACUGUCAAAUAGUGAGAAACAUGAAAUCACUGUAUCAGAAGAUAAGCUGAUCCACAAGCUGAUUGUGCGGGACUGUCUGCCUUUGGAUGCUGGUAUCUAUGCUGCUGUGGCAGGAAUCAAAUCAUGCAAUGCCUGGCUUGUGGUUGAAGCUGACAAAGAUCCUGCCAACAAGGGUAAGAAGGCAGCUCGUAAAGCUACUAUGGCUGGAGUCUACAACGAAGAAGAACUGAAGAAAAUAGCUAAAGAACAGCAGGAAAGAUAUCAGAAAGAAAUGGAAGAAAAACUGGAAAAGGCCAAAAAAGCUCAAGAGGAGAGAGAAGCUGCAGAAGUCAUCGCCCAGACGGAAGCAGCUAGAAAGGCAGCUGAGGAGAAAGCUGCGGCCAAGGCUGCUGCAAGGGCAAAGAAGGCAGCAGCCAGAAAGGAUGGAGCUGGAAAGAAAACUAAGAGGAAAGUCGGUGGUGCUGGCUCUGCUGCAGAUGGUGCCGGAGGUGCCAGUGGUUCUGGUGGCGGAGGCUCUGCCACAGUUGGUGCUGGUGGUGCUGGAGUUGCUGGUGGUGCUGGAGGUGCUGGCGAUGCUGGUGGUGCAGGAGGUGGAGUCGGAGGUGGGGCUGGAGGAAUUGGAGGACAAGCUGGAGGAAUUGGAGGACAAGCUGGAGCUGGAGGAGAAGGAGGUCCAGCUGGUGGUCGGGCUGGUGGUGGGGCUGGAGGANNAGCUGGUGUAGGAGCUGGUGGUGGGGCUGAAGGAGGAGUUGGAGUUGGGGAAGAAGAGUUUGAGGAUGAAGACGAAUACGAUUCAUUCGAAGAUUCUGAUGACGAAUUUGAGGACAUGGUAGAAGGAGAGGAAGGAGGAGAAGGAGGAGAGGGAGGACAGGGAGGAGAAGGAGGCGAGGGAGGAGAAGGAGGUGGAAAAGGCAAACGCAGGAAACGUGUGAGAGAUGGUCCACUUGUUCCAGAAACAGUCAUAGGAGAUAAUAAUGACGACGAAUCCACAAAUCAAGAAGAUGAAAAAUCUGGGAAGAAAGGAAAACGUUCUAAAAGGAAAAAUGUGGAAGUUGAAGAACCUGUUGUUGAUCCAGGAGUUCACUUUCAUGCUGGGCUCUCGGACUGCAAAGCCAUUAUGGGAGAAGCAGCAGAGCUGGAGUGUAAAGUGAGCAGUGAGGACUGUCAGGGAAACUGGUACAAAGAUGGAGAGGAGAUUAAAUCAUCAGAGGGAAUAACCAUUUCAAAAGAUGGAAGUUUCCACAAGCUGAAAAUUCACAAAGUAACAGAGGAAUUUGCUGGAAAAUAUAAAUUUGAAGCAGAUGGACGGAAAACAGAGGCCUUAAUUGUUGUUGAAGAUCCACCAAGAUUUGAUGCUGAGGAACUGGAAGCAUUUAAAACUCCUGUAACAGUGAAAAAGGGACAAAAAGCUACCUUCAAAUUACCUUAUAUUGGACGGGAUCCUAUCAAAGUUCAAUGGUACCUUGAGGGUGAAGAGCUAUCAGAAGAAUCAAAUAUCAAGAUUGAGCACACAGAGGGCUGCAGCCGCCUGCUUCUGACCAAGCUGCAGCGCAAAGACAGUGGAGAAAUCAAGAUUAAACUCAAAAAUGAGUUUGGCACUAUUGAAGCCUUCAGCCAACUCCUUGUACUGGAUAAACCUACUCCUCCAAUGGGACCUCUGGAGAUCACUGAGGCCUGCUCCUCCUCAAUUGAAUUCAAGUGGAGACCCCCGAAAGACAGUGGUGGCUGCAAGAUAGGAAACUAUAUCCUUGAAAGGCAGCAAGUUGGACGCAACACCUGGAAGAAGCUGGGGCCAAUUGGUCCAGAGGCCAUUUACAAGGACACUGAUGUAGAACAUGGCAGGAGGUACUGCUAUCGCAUGAGAGUGGAGACUGAAAUGGGCACCAGUGAGCUGAUGGAAACAGAAGACAUUCAAGCUGGUACAAAAGCAUACCCUGCACCUCCAUCGGCACCAAAGAUUGUCAGUGCCUUCAAGAAUUGCAUCAACCUCUCCUGGACUCCUCCUUCUGACACUGGAGGAACUAAUAUUCUGGGAUACAACGUUGAGAAACGCAAGAAGGGCAGCAACCUCUGGGGCCAAGUCAACCCACCCGAGCAAAUGAUCAGAGCCAAGGUAUAUGGUGUAAAAGACGUGGUUGAGGGCAUGGAGUACGAAUUCCGCGUGUCAGCAAUUAAUGACUCUGGAGCGGGUGAAUACAGUUCACCAUCUGAGUUUGUGUUUGCCAGAGACCCUAAAAAGCCUCCUGGUCAAAUCAUUGACUUCAAAGUGACAGAUUCCACCUACACAACCCUGUCCCUGUCUUGGACCAAACCCAAGGAAAUUGAGGGGGUUGAGGAUGAAGCCAAGGGAUAUUUUGUGGAGAUCAGACCUGCAGAAAACACAGAGUGGGAUCGCUGCAAUUCAAAUGCAAUAACCAUGACAUGCUAUACAGUGAAAGGCAUGAAGUCAAUGGCUAUGUACUGGGUAAGAGUACAUGCUACUAACGAUGGAGGAGAGGGACCGUAUCAGGAACUCGAUAAUUAUGUCCUCGCUAUGCCUCCUCCUGUGAGGCCACGAUUCACAGAUGCAAAAAUCAAGAGUUUCAUGGUGGUGAGAGCAGGAAAUUCUGCUCGAUUCAACAUCAACUUUGAGGCCUCCCCUUGGCCUGAGGUCAUCUGGGUGAAAGAUGGAGCGCCCGUGUCUAAAAAAGUGACCAUCAGCAAUGCAGAGGGCACAUCCCAGCUUCUCAUUCCCUCCGCCGAGCGCACAGACACUGGAAUCUACACUAUUCUCGUCAAGAACAUUGUCGGCCAAGAAACAUUCAGCAUUGAAAUUAGAGUCACGGAUGAACCUAAGCCGCCAGGUCCUGUGGAGCUUGAUGAAAACGUGCCUGGCACAGUGACUAUCUCAUGGACCGCAUCUCCAGAUGAGAAACGUGAUGACAGGCUGCAUUACAUGGUGAUGAAGCGUGAUUCAAACAAAAGAGCAUGGCACACCAUUGCAGAUCACAUCUUCAACAAUAAAUUCACGGCCUGCAACAUAAUGCCAGGUCGGGAAUACCAGUACAGAGUCUAUGCAAAGAAUGACAUGGGCUCGUCCAAACCAUCUGAAUCAACAAAGUGGCUGAUUACUACCAAAAAAGAAAAGUUCACUGUGACCGUGCCGGGGUCGAAGACCUGUAAUCUGCUGUGUGCUCCGAAGUUCAUGGUCCCACUGAAAAUGCACACUGCUCCUCAAGGGUAUGAGUGCUACAUGAGCUGUGCUAUAAAAGGAGAUCCAACACCUCAUGUUACAUGGCUCCGCGACAACAUCAGUCUGAAUACCAACACUAACUACUACAUCUCCAACACCUGUGGAGUGUGUUCUCUGCUCAUAUUGAGGGUUGGAUCCAAAGACACCGGCGAGUACAAGGUUGUUGCAGAAAACUCACUGGGGAGGGCAGAGUGCUCCACUAAACUGACAGUCAGAGAAUAAAACAACACACUGAAGAAACCAAGUUUUUGGGAAUUUCACAGAUAUGAUAUGAGUUAAGCCUGACGUGGAUAUAUUGGUUGUUAAACUCAGAAUAAAGUCUGAAUCAAACAAUUGUUGCUGAAGUAAAAACCACAAAUGUGUUGCCUGUUUUGAUUUCAAUUAUGCAAUCUCAAUAAAAUGGAAUGAAAGAAAUACUUGUGUAAUCUUGCACAUUUUAUGUAGUAUAUACUGUGCAGCAUAUAUUUAUUGAUUUUAAAUGUGCUAUUUAACUGUUUGCCUAAAGCUAAUACAACUAUUAGGUCCUUGAAUUCACUUCUAGAUACUGGCCACAAUUGUAAUUUUUCCAUAUAUGUGAACCUCCCCCUGACAUAAAAAAAUCUUGUAUGAUGCUUAUGUUUGUUACGGCACUUAGUGUUAUGUCAGUAAGAUAAUGUGUGGGUUUGGUCUGAAUAAAUAUUUUGUACUGCAA